This is a messenger RNA of Morchella importuna, 6060 nucleotides long. RefSeq lists its product as uncharacterized. The transcript has 23 exons. The record is from RefSeq and is a predicted model, not a curated record. Gene Ontology annotation, molecular function: protein binding; ATP binding. Lineage: Eukaryota; Fungi; Ascomycota; Pezizomycetes; Pezizales; Morchellaceae. Bases 1 to 6060 code for a protein of 2019 amino acids.
AUGGACAAUAAUGGCACCGACUAUGAGUGGGAGGGUGAGGACUAUGCGGUAGAUCUAGAGGAGGUAACUGACUUUACAUUUGACUUUGAGCAGCAGGCCCAGAUGGGGCUGGGUACGGACGAAGACGAGAUCUUUAUUGACGGUCUUAUGGGCGGUGGUAUCGGACCGUGGAAAGUAUCCUUAUCGGCGCAGGCCUUAAAGGACCUCAAGCAGUCGAGGAGUGAGGCCAGCGGGGACUGGGUCCGGCGGUCUGUAGCGAGACCGUUUCCCCCAUGUGGGCGCGAGUUCCGCGUGCGGCUGUUCCAGGCCCUAUACGGAGCUAAUGGACGAAUUCUAUGGCAGGUGGACGUUGGAUAUGAUGACAAGUGCGGCAGCAAUAGUCAGAUUGUUAGAGUGUGGAGCAUCGGCGAUGUCAAGGAGAUCCAGGCGUCGCUCGACGCUGUAGAACGCUCGCAAAAGACAUUUUCUGCCACACGGGUCGAGCGCUGCAAGAGGAAUCUUAUCGAUAAGGCUGCUCGCCUGAAGCUCCCCGUCGUAUUUGAAUCCAGCUCAGAGGAAGAAAACAGAGAAAAUGGCGGGCGAGAGACAGAGCCCGACAGCAGAGAUCCGCCUGAGCAAGAGCGUGUGCCGCAGGAUAUGCUCAUAUCAGGAAGGUUUCAUACCCUCACCGUCAACGUCUUUACAAGUAUUCUUCAAGGGCAGGGCCACUCUGAUUUCCCAUUCGACGUCACUGGCCCUGAAGCUACAAUCAUCAAGCACAAGAACGCGACCUUCAUUCUUGGCCGCAGCGGGACGGGGAAGACGUCAUGCCUCUUGUAUAAGCUCAUGUGCCGCUAUCUGGCGCGGAAUAUAGUGAUGCAGGAAGAGCCAAUACGACAGUUGCUCCUAACCCGCUCCGAACCACUCGCACGAAAGCUCCAGAGUGACGUGAAGCUCCUCAUCGAUACACAACUCUUACGUGUGGCCGAUUAUCCCCAUGUUUAUGGCGAUGUUAUCGGUUAUGAACACGGAAACGGUACCCCCGGCCAGAUCGACAGCAUGGACAUGGACGCCGACACCACCGAAGACCUUUUCUCCUUACGCACCGACAACUUUCCGUUUGUGUGUACAUUUGACCACUUCUUACGAAGGCUUGAGAAUACUAUAACGGCCAAUGACCGAACAAGCAUCUCCCCCCGUCGCCUUAUCGACUAUACCAUCUUCCGCGAGGCCUACUGGCCGCGCUUUCCCCCCAGAUCCAAGGGCCACCUCCAGUCAGACAUGGUCUUCACCGAGAUCAUGGGCGUACUCAAGGGUGGCAGUGCCCCACUGUCUAGGCAGGAGUAUAUCGACACUAGUGCUAGGAUCGCACCGACGUUCACAACGGAGGAGGAUCGCCAGGCGGUUUACACUCUUUUUGAGGGCUAUGAGAAGAGGAAAAGGGCGCAGGACGAGCAGGACGGGAUCGAUAGGGUGCGGAGUGUAAUGAGGGUUUUGGAGCGCAAUCAGGUGGUGAGGGGAAUUCUGCUGGGGAUGUUUGAGGAGGUCUAUAUUGACGAGGUCCAAGAUCAGCGCCCGCUCGAAAUCUCCCUGCUCUUAACAUUGGUCCAGAACCCGCGCGGAAUCCACUUCGCCGGCGACAGCGCCCAAUGCAUCUCGCAAGAUAGCACCUUCCGCUUUGCCAAUCUCAAAGCCCUCUUCUUCAACCACUUUUCGGGCCAUCACUCCACCACCAUCGAUCCCUCCGCGGCGAAAGCAACGCGGUUCACACUCUCGCACAACUUUCGCUCACAUCAAGGGAUACUGAGGCUUGCGUCGUGGGUGAUGGAUAAGCUAUGGAGGGGAUUCCCGGACUGCGUGGAUAAGCUCCCGCCAGAGAUCGGCACGCAUAUGGGGCCCAAGCCUGUCCUCAUUAUCGGACCCUCCCUGAUCUCGUUCCUACAGGGUGCCGCGGGGGGCACGACCGCGGACGAGAUAAGGACGCAGCAGAUCAUCAUCAGUAUGUGCAAUGAGCUGAAGAACCUGUAUGUCGCAAUCACUCGCCCUCGCAGUCGACUAUUCAUUCUGGAGAGCGACCCCGGCUGCAUUCCGGAGCUACUCACAGAGCAUGUGCCGGUGCCGCUCGUGGUUGUGAAGCGUUUCAAGAAUCAAGAUCUACUAGAUCUUUCGCACGAGGUCCGCCAGGGCAGCACCCCCUCCUCUGACCCACAAGUAUCCCAAACAGGAACAACGGGCUCGGGGCGCGGCGCAAUCUUCGACACGGUACGCCCCACCAACACGACCACCGUCCAGCAAUGGAUCGAAACCGGGGAUCAGUGCAUGGAGCGGGGAAUCUUUGACCAGGCCCUCCGCUGCUUCAAGAAUGCCAGGGACCCAGACAAAAUCAAGUUGGCAUCGGCCAGCUUAUCGGAGCAGAGCGGGAAGGAAUGUAGCGCAAAAAGAGAUCUUUUGGGGAUCAAAGUGCACUUCAAGGAGGCUAGUGACAGUUUCCUUGAGUUGGGGAUGAAGGAGAGGGCUGCGGCGUGUCUAGAGGCGAGAGGAGACUUUAUGAAGGCGGCCGAGCUCUACAAGGGGGCGAGGCGGUACGAGAAGGCGGCAAGGCUGUUCAAAAGGGCGGGACAGUAUGAGCGCGCAGCGAACGAGUACCUCAGAUGCGGGAAGUCAUCCAUGGGACUAUUGGCCCUCUACGAAGGGGAACUGUACGACAGACUCAUUUUCGACUUCCACACCCACCGCGACAAAAUACCGGACAAUGACCGACUUACCUAUGCGCGGGAGUGCAACAGAUAUGUACGGCAGAAAGACAAACUCAAGCUCAAUCUCAAAUCCAGGGCAUUAGCCAUGUUCACCUCCGACGAUGAGAAGGAAGCGUUUCUCAAAGAGUUCAAGUACAACAAGGAGCUCGUUGAGUUCUACGUUUGUCGCGGACGCAUCAAGGAGGCACUCCUGCACGCCGUCACGAGCGGCGAUUUUGAUGAUGCGUUGGAGGGUAUGAUUGAGCGCGGGAGGGACAAUAGCGAGGUGGUGAUGGUGGUGAAAGGGGUGGAAAAGGAGGAUAUGCGCCUGGAGGAUGUCUUCAAUUAUGCUCAGACCAAGAGGAUGCUCGCCAACAUGUCCGGAAAAAGAAAGAGCUUGUCUCUCGACUAUAAUGGAAGGCAUGAGGGAAUUGAAUGGGGUCGCAAGUGGGAGGAGUUUGUUGCCGUAGCGGGCGAGUACAUAAUGUCGGGGAUGGAGUUGGAAAGAGGAUGCAUCGAAGAGGAAUGGAUCAGGGAGUAUCUGGACACUAUCGUUUCCGUCCAUAUCGAAUACUUCUUGGGAUUGGCCAAAGAUCUGACCGCCAUCCCCCAUGCCUAUCUCUACGGUCUUGCACAAAAGAUAAAUGAGAUCACUAUCCAAGAUAAUGAGAUCUCUACAUCUACAAAAGACGAUGAGAUGUCUAAAUCUACAAAAGAUCAUGGCAUUUCGCAGGCCAUACUUCUUGCUCUCGGGGUACUGCAUAUCCCGGGUGAGGCCAAGCCUUACAAAGUGCUGGGAUGGUCAUGUUUAAAUUCCCCCCAGCUUGGCAAUAGUGACUUUGAGUACAAGGUAAUGGUCAAGAAGAUUGUGGAAUACCUCACAAAGCGGUUACAGGAUGCUAGUCCGCUGGUCGAGGAGAGAGUGAAAGCCCUGUGGGAGGGAUCAUCAGGGAUGGAGACAAAAUGUGCCGCGUGCAUGGCAAGAGUGGCAUGGGGCGGACCGCAGGUAGAACGGCUAAGCACCAAGUGCUCUCAUAAUCUCGUCACGAAAGCCCAAUUCGAGAAAUCUAUACAGGACCUCAUUAGAAUUCAGUCAUCCUUCGCUACCAUAGGUGAAGGGUAUAAGUUGCUACGGGGCGUCAAAGUCCCCGAGUACCUGCCGCAGCUGAAUGACUACUGGCUUGAUGCUCUUCUGAAGAGGCUGACAUACCACUCCGCAUGCUUUGAGAGUGCCGAGUGUAUUGCGCUUUCGGAAACGGUGGGUGUCGUGGAAGGCUUUGGGACGCAAGGGGACUUUACGCAACUGUUGGAAGGCUAUCAGUUGGGCGUGAACUUGGGCUUGAGACGGAGUGAGCUUGAUGCCCUGAUAAAUAUCCGCCGGGCCGAGAUUGAGACAUAUCAUGGCGGGGUGCAGGGCGCCGGUGGCAGUCAGCAGAGUCACAGUCAGCAAAAGAAGGAGCAUCAAAGUCAGGGAGAUGUCAUAUUCGAGGCUUUCCGACAGUAUCGGACAUUGCACGAGUGGAAGGACGCAUCUCAAUGCUCGAUGGGGAUAUUGCUCAACUGGGUCGAUCGCCUCCUCAUGACCCUGCACGGCAUGCUGCAGACUACAAAGUACUUGUCUUUCCAUCACGCCUCUGUGAUAUCCGUCUUUGAAAGCAUCCUGACUCUCCUCCUGUUCGCCUCCCAACGUACCAAUAUUGUCAUUCCCGCGUCGUGGAGAAGCCUUCAUCUUCCGCUCUGGGCACCAAUACUAAGAGACUGUACCGACAACGAGAUAGACUGCUAUAGGCAGGCGCUGGUUCGGACGAUGUAUCUCUUCUACAACUGGGUAAGUAACGGCUAUGGGAGUGCGCUGCAAGUUGGGUCCCUGCAGAGGCGGUGCUCGGAUCUGUGUUUUGUCGUUCUUGUAAACAUCGGGACAGGGACGGGGUGUCAGGGGCUAUGGGAAAUGGCGCCGGAGGUCCUCACAAACCAAAUCCUGGGCAGAUGGGAACGUCUUCGUACACAACCCCACCAGCUGAUCGAACAGCUCUAUGAGGCCUUCAAACUCUACAAUGGGACCGACAUACUUAUGCUCCAUGUCCCUAAGGGACCCUUGGACAAACGAGCCCUCUACUUGUCCUCCUUCGCCACCGUCCAACAAUUGCCUCCGCGUUUAGAGCACUUGCCGCCCUCCUGGGAUAUCCUCUAUAGCAAAUACCUGAUCGCAUCCUGGUACCGCCGCCAUCGCGAUAUUCGAGCUGAGUACAAAAAGUACACGGAGAGCGCUACCUGGCAAGCAGUAGGCUGCCUACAGGCUCUCUGUAAAAACCGUCUGCCACUGGCAGCAGUGGUGAUGACGGACGGGCUGGCCCUGUACCUGCUACUGCAGGAUCUCUGGCGGAGGAUAGGUGAGGCGGAUGAAAAAGAGAGACAACGCACGGAAAAAAAGGACUUGGUACGAAAUGCGCCCCAUAACAAAGAGGUGAAUGUGGUGUCGGUGAAAUCGGAGCAGAAGUGCGCCAAGGGGUCGAUGGCAGUUGACCAGAUUGCAGAAAGGGUGAAACCAGAGUCGGAGAUAUUGCACGCGAGGUUACAAGAGCGGAAUGCGUUCUUUGACGUAGGUACGACUGUGGAUGUGGCGGCGGGGAGAUGGAGGGAGAGGUGUAGAGAGGAGAUGGCCGCUGCCCGGGAGAUAGAAGUAAUGCUCAAUGACUGGGUAGAUAAGCUUGAUGGAAAGGGAAAAAAGGGUGACGCCAAAAAGGCGGGAAAGGGCCCCAAAAAGCCAGGGGAAAAGGCAACACCCAUACCCCCAGCGCGUGAAGGGAAAGGAGGAACGAAGGGGCAGUUGGCGACUCCGGAAUUACCACAGGGCCAAGUUCAAAAGGACAUAGGUGGAGAGGAGAGGAGCGAGGCGGCAGUGGUGGGUACUGCAGCGAGUAGGAAAACCAAGCGCAAAGCAUGGAAGAAGGAGAAGAAGAAGGUGAAGGUGAAGAAGGAAAAGAAGGAGGAGAAGGAGGAGGAGGAGGAGAAGGAGAAGGGGGAGGAGGAGGAGAAGAAGAAGGAGGAGGAGGAGGAGGAGGAGGAGGAGGAGAAGGAGGAGAAGGAGGGGAAGGAGGAGGAGGAGGAGGGGAAGAAGGGGAAGAAGGGGAAGAAGGAGAAGGAGGGGAAGAAGGAGAAAAAGGAGAAGGAGAAGAAGGAGAAGAAGAAGAAAGAGGGGGAAGGGGGGGGAGAAAGAAGAAAGAUAGAAAGAAGUAGGAGGAAGAAGAGUAGCGGAGGAGAUGGGGGGCGAUGCGCGUUCGUUCAUGUAUGCAACUAUAUGCAUUUAUCAAGCUACGUAAUCUUGAAGGCAAAUAUUGUACUGUGA